Sparassis crispa is the source of this 1566-nucleotide messenger RNA. RefSeq names its product Quinate permease. The record is from RefSeq and is a predicted model, not a curated record. Gene Ontology annotation, molecular function: carbohydrate:proton symporter activity. Gene Ontology annotation, cellular component: membrane. The coding region runs from base 1 to 1566 and encodes 521 amino acids. The transcript has 11 exons. Gene Ontology annotation, biological process: transmembrane transport; carbohydrate transport. NCBI's taxonomy places the organism in Eukaryota, Fungi, Basidiomycota, Agaricomycetes, Polyporales, Sparassidaceae.
AUGGGUAACGUUCGUACUAACAACUUCCAGAACAUUCGGGUGUACUGGCUCGCAUUCGUUGUGUACUGGGGUAUCCUUCUGUUCGGUUAUGACACCGGUAUCGCAGGUGGAGUUGUGUCGGAGAAGUAUUUCAAGGAGCACUUCGGUCUACUCAAUCCAGACGGCUCGACCAAUACACCGAAGUCAAAUGCAGUCUCCUCAAAUGUUGUCUCGGUGCUUCAGGCAGGUGCCUUCUUUGGUGCAUUGGGAAGUGCUCCUUUAUCCGCGGCUAUCGGACGCAGAUGGGCCCUCUUAUUUUUCACGGUCCUCUUCGCAGUUGGUGCUAUUUUGCAAACCGUAGCAGGAGGCUCGCGCGGAAUUGGUUACAUCUACGGGGGAAGAGUCGUCGCCGGUCUCGGUGUUGGCGCCAUUUCGGCCGUUUCACCGGCGUACGUAUCAGAAUGCUCACCCAAGGAUGUCCGGGGUCGGAUUACUGGGCUCUUCCAGAUCAUGGUCGCUAUCGGUGUCAUGCUCUCAUAUUUCAUUAACCUGGGCAUCAGUCUUCACAUUCCAUCGGGCCCACGGAUAUGGCGCAUCCCCUUCGGCUUCCAGCUCGUCCCUGCUGGUAUCAUGGCCUUCGGCCUACUUACAGUGGCGGAGUCUCCGCGUUGGCUCGCAUCGAAAGGCCGCAACGAGCAUGCUCUCCGGAACCUCGCCUAUCUGCGGAGGCUUGACGUGGACGACGAGAGGGUUCGCCUUGAGAUGGCUGAGAUAGAGGCUGCCAUCGUCGAGGAGCGCCAGGCUCGCAAAGGUCUAGGUUUUAAGGAGGCUUUCCUUGGCAAGGGCAACUUCAUCCGCUUCGUUAUUGCGUUUGUUAUUUUCCUGCUGCAGCAAUUCAGCGGCCAGAACUCGGUCGGUUAUUAUGCACCCCAAAUUUUUGCGUCAAUUGGAUACACUGGCACGUCCAAUUCGCUGCUUGCAUCCGGAAUUUACGGUAUCGUCAAGACCGUCGCGACUGCAUUAUUCGUGUUCUUCCUCGCGGACACACUCGGUCGAAAGAUGUCGCUCUUUAUCUCGAGUAUGGGCAUGGGCAUCUUCUUCUUCAUAAUUGGUGCUCUCCUGAAGGUGUAUCCCCCGGCGUCAUCGGCAGCGAGUCCGGCGCCGGCAAGCAAGGCAAUGGCGGCAAUGCUUUACAUCUAUGUUUGCUUCUACUCCCUCGGUUGGGGACCUCUACCCUGGGUGUAUGUCUCUGAUAUCUUCCCAACAAGGACACGACACUAUGGUCUCGCGGUUGCUAGUGCUUCGCAAUGGCUGUUCAAUUUUGUCCUUGCAAAGAUCACCCCAACCCUUGUGACCAACCUCGGCUACAAGAUCUUCCUGAUGUUCGCGACCAUCAACAUUGGUGGCAUGGCCGUGUUCUCACUUGUGAUUCCUGAGACCAAAGGUCGCAGUUUGGAGGAGAUGGACGUUAUAUUCGGCACCGUCACUGCGGACCAGCGCAAGUCCGACAUCAAAAAACAAGAACGAGUCUUUGAACGCGAAGCCAACGAAACAAGCUCAGAACACUCGAUGUCGGAGAAGGUUUGA